AUGCUAACCGCCAAAUAUUCAGAUGUUCCUAAUCGAUUAACAGUCGGAGAAAAAGAUCCAUCUGGUAGUGACUGGUUUGGAGAUGAUCGAGAAUCGUUGAAUGAUUUGGCAAAAUACUACAACAAUACCUAUUUGAGCGAUGUGAAUCUCAUUGUUGGCGAAGAAUCAUAUCCUGCUCAUCGCCUGAUUUUGGCAAAAAGCAGCGAAGUAUUCGAUCGGAUGUUAAGCCAAAGAUGGAAUGGCGACAAAAAAGAUUUGGAAGUUGUUGAAGAUUCAAUUUGUCAGAAAGCCUUUCCAGCUUUUCUUCGUUUCCUCUAUUGCAAUCACGUCGUUCUUCAUCACAACAAUUGUUUGCCAUUACUCAUAUUAGCCGACAAGUACAAUGUGACGACACUGAAGAAGGUUUGCAUCGAUUUUGCCCAGUCGGAAAUUCUGCCAUGCAUCGACAUCAAAGAGUUGUUCACUGUCUGGUUUUCUUACGCCACCAAAGCUUAUCAUCCGAGUUUGAUUCGUGCUUGUAUGCAAUCAAUUUCAUUCGAUUUUGAGACGCUUUUGAGCGAAGAAUGGGAGAAGAAUUGGCAGGACCUCGACCGCGACCAAAUGAUCGAGAUUCUCAAGAGUAAUCAAUUGAGAUUAACAAGUGAGUUCAAAUUGUGGGAAGGUGUUGUUAAAUGGCUGCAAGCUCCGAAUCAUCCGGAACGCCGCGGAACGACUUCAAGUCCCUUGAUGACACUCAUUCUGCCACUCAUCCGAUUCCCCUACAUGACCGCCGAUGAAUUGAACCAAGUCGAAAGAUCGCCAUUCUCCGAGACACAUCCCAAACUUUUCCAUCCGCCUAUUCUAUUGGCUUAUAAAUUUCAAGCACUUCCGUUGGCAAGUCGAAUCAAUUGCAAAGAAUUCUCAACGAAACAAUUUUUGCUUCGUCAAUAUGAAGAUACUCGCUGGGAUCGACGAAUUACCUUAUCCGAGCAGCUGCUGGCAGUUCCUGGAGUCGAUCACACGUUUACACUAUCGACGAGAUCUUCAACAUAUCCAUGUGGAGAAUGGAAAUGGACGUUGAAAUUGACCGGUUUAACAUAUUCGAAUGCCAAUAAUGCUGAUGUCUUGAGAAUAUUAUUGAUUGCCGAGGAUAUUGAUCAAUCGAGGUCUGUCGAGUAUAUGGUUCAGAUAGUUGACGACAAAAAAGUAUUGAGAUCAUUCUCCGGAAAGAAAACGUUCACAAAGACAAGGUACUCAUCUGAAUUGGAAAUGGAGAAGAAAAUCGAAUUUGGCGAUUUGCUCAACGAAGAAUCUUCUCUCCUUUGUAAUGGAGAACUCAUUGUGCAAUUGAUGCUCAGACCGAUUGAUUAA
Caenorhabditis bovis is the source of this 1350-nucleotide messenger RNA. NCBI's taxonomy places the organism in Eukaryota, Metazoa, Nematoda, Chromadorea, Rhabditida, Rhabditidae. The record is from the annotation of a GenBank genome assembly.